CUUCAGUGUCUCCUCCUUGGGGUCUUUGAUGUACUGCCUAUCUUCCAGCGAGGACCUGUGUGCCAAGCACUUCUUGUGUACAGGACAGGAGUCCAUGUGCUGGCUUGUGGUUACUCUGGUUAGUCGCAUGAACAGAGUCACCGUGGCAAUGCAGGCUUGACCAGGACAAGCAUGUGGGCCUUCCUGGGGAGACCUGAAUGCAUUCUGUGUCUGUCUUCAGCCUUAUGUGCGAUGGCUCUGCUCAGCAAUAACGAGUUUUCCAGGCUUAAUCAAACUCACUUGACCCCCUUGUUGCUGAUAAACCGAAAAGUAGGUCUGCAAGUCAAGGACUCACAAUUCACACUGGAAGGUUUUCCAUUCCGGAUCAUCUCUGGCACUAUAGACUACUUCCGGAUACCUAGGAACUCCUGGAGACUCAGUUUGAGGAAGAUGCAGGCCGGUGGCUUCAAUACUCUUACCACGCAUAUUCCUUGGAACCUCCACGAGCCGGCAGUUGGCCAGUUUUAUUUCACUGAAAACACAGACCUCAUAGCUUUUAUCACCAUGGCUUCACAGUCGGGACUCUGGGUCAUUCUGUGUCCGGGCCCCUACAUUGGCAGUGACUUAGACCUUGGAGGCUUGCCCAGCUGGUUACUCAAGGAUCCAAAAAUGAAGCUGCGGACAACUUACAAGGGAUUUACUAAAGCAAUGAAUCGGUAUUUCGACAAUCUGAUUCCCAAGAUAGCAAAAUUCCAGUAUAAGAAAGGCGGCCCCAUCAUUGCCGUGCAAGUUGAGAAUGAAUAUGGUUCCUACUAUAUGGAUAAGAAAUACAUGGCAUAUGUGAAAACGGCUUUAGUGUCAAGAGGAAUUGAUGAGCUGCUCAUGACUGCAGAUGAUGGUGUGAGUCUAAGAAAGGGCCACUUGGAAAACGUGCUGGCCACUGUUCACAUGAAGAAUAUAAAGAAAGAAACAUUUGGAGACCUCAGAUCUAUUCAGGGUAAAAGCCCUAUUCUGAUGAUGGUAUAUACAACCAAGUCUUUUGACACAUGGGGAACUCUGCACCAGACUGGAGAUGCACAGAUGCUGCUGAAGGAUGUCCAUGAGAUGUUCCACCUCGGGUUCUCCCUCAACUUCUACAUGUUCCAAGGUGGUACCAACUUUGGCUUAAUUGGUGGAGCUCAGUCUUCAGAGGGUUACAAGCCUGUAGUAACCAGCUAUGACUACAAUGCACUGGUGUCAGAAGGUGGAGAAUAUACAGUCCAGUACCGGGAAUUUCAACGUUUUUUCCAUUCUGUUACAGACAGUCACUUGACCGUUCAACCAAAAACUACACAGAUGUUUGCCUAUCAGCCAGUGACACUGUUAUAUUUCAUGACCCUGUGGGAAUUCCUGCCCAAUCUGGUUAAGACAACCAAGUCUUCCAAGCCCCUAUCCAUGGAGCAGCUGCGGGUGAAUGAAAGAAGUGGCCAGUCCUUUGGAUAUAUACUUUAUGAGACUGUCAUCUUCAGUGGAGGCCUCAUCACAUCAAGGGGUCAUAUUCGAGACCGAGGGCAGGUGUUUUUGGAUAACAUCUAUAUAGGACUCCUGGAUCAAUCCAACAGUGAGCUGCUUCUUUACAAAGAUGUCUCCAAGAAAAGUCAGAUUCUCAGGAUCCUGGUGGAGAACCAAGGUCGACUCACUUCUGGGCAGGAUAUCAACAAGGAGAGAAAAGGUUUAACUGGGGACAUCUAUCUAGACAAGUCUCCACUGAGACCAUUUAAAAUCUACAGCCUGGAAAUGAACAAUAUAUUCAUACAAAGGGAAUUUCCCAAUUCCUGGCAAAGGGUGACAAGCCAAGUCCAGGGACCUGCCUUUUUCCUCAGUUACUUGAAAGCAGGGGAUCCUCCCCAGGACACCUUCAUGAAAAUACAAGGCUGGGGAAAAGGUGUCAUAUCCAUUAAUGGAAGGAGCCUGGGACGAUACUGGAACAUUGGCCCCCAGGAAACUGUCUUUGUCCCUGGCUCCUGGCUUCAACCUGGAGUUAAUAAGAUCAUAAUGUUUGAGGAAUUGAAAGGUGACGAAAAGAUUCACUUUUCAACCAAGGCUCAACUAGGACAUUGAAUCUCAAGAAAUGUGAUAUAAGCUAGAAGAUGGAAUCCUAUCUGCACUGGUACUGGGAGUAAUCCAUCAGUUCUGACCCAUAGCUGCAUCUACACUCGCUUCAUUUUCCACCCAUGCCAGGCUUGGGUUCCACCAUCCACCUCCUCACUUGAUGGCAAACUCAGCUUUUGAUCCAUUAGCUCACAACAAAAUGGGCUUUACUGUACACUUUCUUUGCAUCGUUUCUUCUGUUAAAAGCUCUUUGACCAGAAAAAAAAAGGGAUAAAAAAGCAAGAAGGUGUGCAGAAUAAUUGGCAUUGCAAGUGUAAAUCUGAAGUGGAAACAAAUGGUGUGUUUCCAAAUAAAUAAAUCAGAAACUGCA
This is a messenger RNA of Mus musculus (house mouse), 2440 nucleotides long. Its product is annotated as predicted gene 1110. Lineage: Eukaryota; Metazoa; Chordata; Mammalia; Rodentia; Muridae. The transcript is spliced from 21 exons. The record is from RefSeq and is a predicted model, not a curated record. Gene Ontology annotation, biological process: carbohydrate metabolic process. The coding region runs from base 172 to 2079 and encodes 635 amino acids. Gene Ontology annotation, molecular function: beta-galactosidase activity; hydrolase activity, hydrolyzing O-glycosyl compounds.